AUGGUGGAACUGAUGGGAGGGAUGGAAUCCGACAAGUUCCGCUAUUACAAGGUCUUGCUAAUGAAAGGGCUGAGAGCGGCUGCCAAGCACAGGGACAGUAUCGUCACGCUCGCUGAGGUGGCUCAGUGUGGUCCAAGACUCAGCUGCUUCACUUCCAACACGGUCAAGCAGUUCCAGGAGCGCUUCCUGCUCCAGACUCCGGACGACCAGCUCACUUUGAUUAUUGACUCCAUGGUCGAGGGGUCGGUGAACUCGUGGACGACGAAGCUCUACGACCAGUUCCAAUACUUGACCAACGGAAUUCUGUGA
Oikopleura dioica is the source of this 309-nucleotide messenger RNA. The record is from the annotation of a GenBank genome assembly. Lineage: Eukaryota; Metazoa; Chordata; Appendicularia; Copelata; Oikopleuridae.